This is a messenger RNA of Octopus sinensis (East Asian common octopus), 684 nucleotides long. RefSeq names its product 60S ribosomal protein L15-like. Gene Ontology annotation, cellular component: cytosolic large ribosomal subunit; ribosome. Lineage: Eukaryota; Metazoa; Mollusca; Cephalopoda; Octopoda; Octopodidae. Bases 25 to 639 code for a protein of 204 amino acids. The transcript has a single exon. The record is from RefSeq and is a predicted model, not a curated record. Gene Ontology annotation, biological process: cytoplasmic translation. Gene Ontology annotation, molecular function: structural constituent of ribosome; RNA binding.
UUGCUUUGCUGUGGGUUUGAAUAAAUGGGAGCAAGUAAAUACGUACAAGAAGUCUGGAGGAAGAAGCAGUCUGAUGUAAUGAAGUAUCUUCUCCGCGUUCGUUGUUGGAGUUAUCGUCAAAUGCCUGCGGUCCAACGAGUCAGCAGACCUAGUCGUCCUGAACGGGCCCAUCGGCUGGGUUACAAAGCAAAGCAGGGAUUUGUCAUCUAUCGGGUCAGAGUCAGAAGAGGCUCUCGCAAGCGCCCAGUAAAGAAAGGAAUCACAUACGGAAAACCCGUCACUCACGGAGUCCGGGAGAGGAAAACCAAGCAAAGUCUUCAGGCCAUUGCCGAAGGUCGUGCUGGGAGGAGGUGUAAUGCUCUGAGAGUGCUCAAUUCCUAUUGGGUGUGCGAGGACGGGACUUAUCGGAUAUUCGAGGUCAUAAUGGUGGACCCUGCCCAUAAAGUCAUUCGGGAUGAUCCGGCCAUUAAUUGGAUUUGUAACCCCAAUAAGAAACACCGUGAACUCCAUGGACUCACCAGUGCUUCUAAAAAGUCCCGCGGUAUUGGGAAAGGACAUUCUUUCCAUCAGACUAUUGGGGGUUCACAACAUGCUGCGUGGAGAAGAAGGAACACUGUUCGGUUUGCUCGUGUUCGAUAAUUUUAAUUGGCUAAUUCAUUUCUUGAUACUUUAAUUUCUUUUUAU